AUGUGCUUCUAUCUCUUGAAAGAGAAGUACGCCGACAACACUGCAGCAGUGGUGACUGCAUGUUGUUUUAGGUCCAGGGAGGCAUAUGAUGAUUACCUAGGAAGUACAACCAAGUCGACCCUCGACCAAAUCUGCAAAACGAAAGAUCUUCUCCGCGAACCUGCGCGAGAACAGCACUUGAAUCCCGUUGCUGGCUUUCCGUUGCGGUCAACAGAUCCCCAUUCAGGCUCAGCUAGUCACGCAGCAUUGGCCAAAAUUGAGUAUGCUUCGGCAAUGCGCUCAAAAGGUAUCGAAUUUUGGAAACACGUAGCUAAAGAAGUGGAAGAGAAUGAAAAAGAGGGGACAUAUACUUAUUGGUUCCUAGCCGACCCCGAAGAUGAAAAUACGCUUUAUAGUCUUGAAAGAUACAGAGACGAGGGAUAUUUAUGGGACGUACAUGUGCCUAGUAGGGCUAUCCAAGACAACAUCAAGAACCAGAAGCAUAUCAGGACAGGUCUGGUACUCAGAGGGUUUGAGAGUGUGGAGUAA
Molecule: messenger RNA, 528 nt
Organism: Cucurbitaria berberidis CBS 394.84
Lineage: Eukaryota; Fungi; Ascomycota; Dothideomycetes; Pleosporales; Cucurbitariaceae
Exons: 2
Coding region: 1-528 (175 amino acids)
Source: RefSeq, a predicted model, not a curated record